UAUGGAAGGCGCUGUUCAUCAGGAAACGUUAGAACAAACAACGCCAACAUUUUUGUUAUCUUACAUAUCUGCAGGUGUUGAUAUUCUUCAAAACUAUGGAUGUUAUAUCCUUGGUGCAAGUUUAUUGUGCCUGUAUGCAUGGAGCAAAAUCAAACCCCACGUGUAUAAAUGGUUGAAAGACAGGGAAGACAGGCAGUCUGCUGCUAAGUACCACAAGAGACAGGACGCUAUCGAGACUGCCCGACGUCGCCUGGAGGAGAAAUAUGCGGCAGAAGCUGCAAAGGCUGCAGAGAAGAGGAAAGAGUUAGAAGAGAAAAAAAGACAAGAAUGGUUGGGACGACAGGAAGGAACAUCGCAUCCAGGUCACCAUCUAAAUGAGAGACCGGAUCAAGAUUCCCAUAAUAAUGGGACUGAUGAAAAUGCCAGCAGGAAGAAGCCAACAGGAGUAAGAUCAGAUUAUAAUCCUCUAAUGGGCUGUGGAUCCAGAGACUAUCGCCCACCAAGACGUUCAUGCUGUCCUUCUGGUGGUUGA
Molecule: messenger RNA, 532 nt
Organism: Schistocerca cancellata (South American locust)
Lineage: Eukaryota; Metazoa; Arthropoda; Insecta; Orthoptera; Acrididae
Product: selenoprotein S-like
Exons: 1
Coding region: 2-532 (176 amino acids)
Biological process (GO): retrograde protein transport, ER to cytosol; endoplasmic reticulum unfolded protein response
Cellular component (GO): endoplasmic reticulum membrane; Derlin-1 retrotranslocation complex; Derlin-1-VIMP complex
Source: RefSeq, a predicted model, not a curated record